Messenger RNA from Aspergillus candidus, 996 nucleotides. RefSeq names its product E2 ubiquitin-conjugating protein UBC13. The transcript has 4 exons. Gene Ontology annotation, molecular function: ubiquitin conjugating enzyme activity. NCBI's taxonomy places the organism in Eukaryota, Fungi, Ascomycota, Eurotiomycetes, Eurotiales, Aspergillaceae. Gene Ontology annotation, cellular component: nucleus. Gene Ontology annotation, biological process: protein K63-linked ubiquitination; DNA damage tolerance. The record is from RefSeq and is a predicted model, not a curated record. The coding region runs from base 191 to 640 and encodes 149 amino acids.
CUGUGGCUGGCGCUCUCGAUAUCUUAUACUCCUUGAUAUCCAUCCGUUCAAAUCGAUUUGGAGGCUUCGUUGUGCCUUAUCAGACUGUACGGGGCCGAAAUUACCGGCCCACUUUGGAUUGCCCGAACGCGGGGUCACGACGAGACAUUUACUUCUUCCCCGGCUUACGUCUGCAUUUGAACGGGACAUCAUGGCGUUGCCAAAGAGAAUCAUAAAGGAAACUGAGCGCCUUAUGGCGGAGCCGGUUCCCGGUAUCAACGCCGUGCCUCAUGAAGAGAACCUGCGAUACUUCGAUGUAUCAAUCCACGGGCCGGCGCAGUCUCCCUAUGAAGGGGGGAUCUUUCGUCUGGAGCUCUUCUUGCCGGAAGACUAUCCCAUGACUCCGCCCAAGAUCCGUUUCCUGACCAAGAUCUACCACCCCAACAUCGAUCGUCUUGGACGUAUCUGCUUGGAUGUGUUAAAGAAUAACUGGUCGCCUGCCUUGCAAAUUCGAACGAUCCUGCUUUCCAUCCAGGCUUUGCUGGGUGCGCCGAAUCCCGAUGACCCGCUUGCUAACGACGUUGCUCAACGGUGGAAGGAGGAUGAGCCUGCAGCGAUCCAGACUGCCAAGGAAUGGACGCGGACCCAUGCGAUGACCUAAACGAAGAUGGACAGAGCCAUGACGUUCGUCUUGAAUGAUGAUAAGAUUGUGAGCGAACACGCUGUGAUGUGACCAUGAAGUAACACUGAAUAUUCGGCGGCUACGAGCAUUGCGGCUUUUGCCAUUUUGGAUCGCCUUCCUGACACUUGGGGACCAAUCUAUAACGUUUAUGCGAAAGAAGAUAUGCUUUCAAGCUUCGAUCCUAAAUACUUCAGAGCUGUUCGGCCUGCUUUGUUACCCCUUUGGCUCAAGGGCGCGGAAGGACAAUUGCUCGUCUUGCAGCCAGUCCUAUAUGUAUAACCCCCCGCGACGUGAUGCUACGGUUCGAGAUUUCAAUAGACACAUUUUCUAUAGAA